This is a messenger RNA of Fusarium poae, 1500 nucleotides long. RefSeq lists its product as uncharacterized. NCBI's taxonomy places the organism in Eukaryota, Fungi, Ascomycota, Sordariomycetes, Hypocreales, Nectriaceae. The transcript has a single exon. Bases 1 to 1500 code for a protein of 499 amino acids. The record is from RefSeq and is a predicted model, not a curated record.
AUGAAAUCUCAGAAGCAGCACCAAACUAAACUCAAAUCUAUUAAUUCGCAAGUUAUGCCCAAACAACAUGUUCACUAUCUUCACCCCUUUGGAUGGGAAAAUGAUCCUAAUGAAGAAAGGUUCAAGGUCACCACCCUCGACUACCUUACCGCCUGCACGUAUAACAACUACGCUCUCUUCUUCAAGCUCCAAGACUCGGAGAAGCAGACGGCUAUCGAAAUCUUAAAAUCUGGACUGGAGAGAACCCUGGCUCAAGCAAGACAUUAUUGUUGCACUAUUGAGAAAGAUCCGGGUGGCGGUCACUCUUUCGUCAAGAAGAAAGACAGCACGGUUCGCCUUUUCCUUCAAUGGCUCGACUCUCCCGAGGAUGCGGACAAGUAUCCUUCGUUCGGUGACCUCGAAAGAACCCACUUUAGUGCGGUAACACUUGGUGAUCUUGAACAAUGGAGUGUGCCCCCAAUGACAUAUGGCGAGAAGCCAGAGGCCCAUCCGGACAAUAGUCCUGUUGUAUCAGCUUUCAAAGCCAACUUCAUUCGUGGGGGACUGGUAUUCCACAUCCAUCAUCAUCACUACGCCAACGAUGUCAUGGGUUGGGCGGGCUUUGUUCAUCAGCUAGCCGAAAAUUGCUAUGCUGCUGUCAACAACACUGAAUAUCCCACUUGGGACCCCCUCAAUCUGGAUCUCUCCCGUCUUAUCAAGCAAGAGCCACCGGAAGAUGAGAAGGUAGAUGGACCACCGCCCUCAGAGCGUCAUCCCGGUCACCAAGGUGGUGUAUCACUAUUGUUCCACCUUCCAAAGAGCAAAGCCGCGGAACUCAAGGCUAAUGCUAUGCCCGCGGAUGGAAGUUGGAUCUCGACAUAUGACGCCUUUUCAGCUUUUAUCUGGCGCAACUUGACGAGGAUUCGUGCUCCCGUCUUCAAUCCCGACCCCUCUUCGACCUUGUAUUGGUGUGAGGCCGUCGAUAUGAGACGCCGUAUGCAUAGUCCCAAGGUUCCACCACGAAUUCAACACAAUGUCGUGUUCGCUGUGACAUCUCCCACCGCGCCUGUCACACAGCCCACGGUGGCUCAGAUUAUUUCUGAGUGGUCGCUCCCAGAGUUGGCCUCAUACAUUCGAAAAUUGACCAACAGUGUCACGCAGGAGAAUCUUGAUAAGACAUUGGAGAUGGUCGCUACAAUUCGUGACAAGACAUCUCUGAAUGCUCGUGUCGAUGCGCAGCCUCCUCUAUCAAUCUUACAAACUGAUCACAGAGAUGCCAAUGUUACGUCUGCUAACUUUGGUUUCGCGAAGCCUGCCAUGUAUCGUCACCUGUUAGAUCGCAUUACUGAGGGUAUUAUUAUCAUUUAUCCACCUCGAGAUACGUCACCAGAAUCUGAUGAAGGUUGCGAAUUUGCGAUAUUCUAUGAGAAGAGAUUGGCUCAGGAUCUUAUCAAUGAUCGCGAAUGGAAUGAAUAUUUUGAGUACAGAGGUAUUGAUGCUGAGGAUUCAAGUGUGGCUUAA